CCCCGCCCGACACGCACCCGCCUUCGCCCCCGUCUCACCGGAGCCGUCGGGGCCCUGGGAACGGCCCGCGGAGUGCGGCGGGGAGCGGGCCCCGUCCCCCUUCGCCUUCUCUCCCGCCGCGGACGAUGAGGAGCCCCCACCGCCGAUUAAUAAAAAUAUGCAUUUCCAUAAUAUCACCUUUGAACUAAUGAAGUGGAAGUACAGAUGAAAAGAGUCUGGAGGAAGCUUGAAGUACAAUACAGUUUGAUUCUGUUCUCUGAUUCUUAGGAAACGAAGUUGGAAAAGUUACAAAAGCAUCUUUGCAGUCAAACACCAAAUCUUGUAUUGAGCUUCACCGAACAGACUAAGCUUAACAUUUGUCAAGCAGAAGGGCCAGUUGCUUUGCACAGAAGGGAUUAAAAGUGAACAAUGACUCGUUUGAGAGUUUAUGAGCGAUUGCUUGGAGCCUAUCUGCUUAUCAUUCUCCAUGUUCAAGGUCAAAAUCUAGACAGCAUGCGCCAUGGCACAGGAAUGAAGACAAAUCCUGACCAAAAGAAACAAGCAAAUGGAGUAACUCUCGCUCCAGAGGAUACUCUACCUUUUCUUAAGUGCUACUGCUCGGGACAUUGUCCAGAUGAUGCUAUUAAUAACACAUGCAUAACUAAUGGGCAUUGCUUUGCUAUCAUUGAGGAAGACGAACAUGGAGAACCCACACUUGCUUCUGGCUGCAUGAAGUAUGAAGGUUCAGACUUUCAGUGCAAGGACUCACCUAAAGCACAAUUACGUCGAACAAUUGAGUGCUGUAGGACUGAUUUCUGCAAUCAGGAUUUACAACCGACAUUACCACCACUUGAUAGUACAGAUGGACUUUUUGAUGGCAGCAUUCGUUGGAUGGCAGUGUUGAUUUCUAUGGCAGUCUGCAUAAUUGUCAUGAUCAUCUUAUUUAGCUGCUUUUGUUACAAGCAUUAUUGUAAGUCUAUGUCAAAGAGGCACUGUUAUAAUCGUGACCUGGAACAAGAUGAGGCAUUUAUUCCAGCUGGGGAGUCAUUAAAAGACCUUAUUGACCAGUCACAGAGUUCUGGGAGUGGAUCAGGACUACCGUUGUUGGUUCAGCGUACUAUUGCCAAACAAAUUCAGAUGGUGAGGCAAGUUGGAAAAGGACGAUAUGGUGAAGUGUGGAUGGGGAAAUGGAGGGGUGAAAAAGUCGCAGUGAAAGUGUUUUUCACCACAGAAGAAGCCAGUUGGUUCCGAGAAACUGAGAUUUACCAAACUGUUUUAAUGCGUCAUGAAAACAUCCUUGGUUUCAUAGCUGCAGAUAUUAAAGGCACUGGCUCCUGGACACAGCUUUACUUGAUUACAGAUUAUCAUGAAAAUGGAUCAUUGUAUGACUUUCUGAAAUGCACUACGCUAGACAACAGGGCUCUCCUCAAACUGGCGUAUUCUGCUGCAUGUGGUCUGUGCCAUUUACACACGGAAAUUUAUGGGACACAGGGCAAGCCUGCGAUUGCACACAGGGACCUGAAGAGUAAAAACAUUCUGAUAAAGAAAAAUGGAACCUGCUGCAUUGCUGAUUUGGGUCUUGCAGUCAAGUUUAACAGUGACACAAACGAAGUUGAUGUUCCCUUGAAUACUAGAGUGGGAACAAAACGUUACAUGGCCCCAGAGGUUCUAGAUGAAAGCCUGAACAAAAACCAUUUCCAGCCAUACAUCAUGGCUGACAUCUACAGUUUUGGACUGAUCAUUUGGGAAAUGGCUCGGCGCUGCGUCACAGGAGGUAUUGUUGAAGAGUAUCAGUUGCCAUAUUAUGACAUGGUGCCAAAUGAUCCAUCCUAUGAGGACAUGAGAGAAGUGGUGUGUGUCAAACGCCUACGCCCAGUAGUAUCGAAUAGAUGGAACAGUGAUGAAUGUUUAAGAGCAAUAUUGAAAUUAAUGUCUGAGUGCUGGGCUCAUAAUCCUGCCUCGAGGCUCACUGCCUUGAGGAUCAAGAAGACACUUGCCAAGAUGGUGGAAUCACAAGACGUAAAGAUUUGAUGUAGUAAAUUGACAUUGGAGAGCAAAGCUGGACUCUUCGAUCGUUUCACUCGAACGUGGGUGAGACCUAUGUGGAAGGAGGAAAUAACUGAGAUUCAGGAUAUUUUCUCAGCACACUUCUACAGGCUGCUAAUCAAAUCUUUCAGUACUUCAUAGACUGUGAUACUGAGAGCCUCUGUACACUACAUGCUACGUAUAUGGACAGCCUUGAUAAAAUACACAUUUUGGUUUUGUUUGAGCUGCAUUGAGACUUCAGUCAUACUUAGUGAGUCUCCAGUAAAACUCUGGGUACUGAAUUGAAUGUUCAGAUUAUGGUGCUUUCUGUGAAAGCCUAACAAGCUAUAUGGAUUCAACAGAGAUGGAGAAUAUAAGCUUUUUUUUUUUUUUUGCCUUCUACCUGAUGAAACCUAGUCAAUCCAUACCAUUUUUGUGAAAUAGCCUGUAGGUUAUGAAUCUGUUUGUGAUGCUACUCAGUUUAACAGCUCUUUAUGCCUUUAUGUGUGUGCCAGGAUUAUUUCGCUGUCAUUUGGAAUAGGUAAGAAACCAUUUAAAUGAACAAAGUUUUAUGGUCAGGGCUCCAUACAUUUUCUGACUCUACAAUCAGAGAUUUACUCUUUGCCAUUAAAUUAUCUUCUGGAAUGUCCGGUUAAAUUUUGUUUCUAUUCUUGUCUUGGUCACAAGAACUACAAAAAUGUGAACCAUUGGUAAAUUAAGGAAUGUCAACUUAAGUCUGUAAACAGCUUGACAUAGUCUCUGGGGGUACAGACUGCUUUGGUCAUCUCACUUAAAAUCUAGUGGGCUCUGUAAUUUGAUGCCUGUGAAGUUUGUCUUAUUUUUCACAAUGCCACAUGCAGCCAGUGUUUUUGCUGUAGAAUACUUGCCAUCUUAACAGAAGGACCAUAGAUGAUGUGUUAUGUCCUUCUGCCUUAUUGGAACUCACUGGUAGGUGCCUGUCAUGCUCUGGACUUUUUUCUAUACAGGAGGGAAUCAAGACAGCUAUAGGAGCAUGCUUUUUCAUCAUUUGACAAAACUAGGCACAAGAAAAGUUCUGAAAGGCUUGAGAGCAAAUCUAAUUUACAGACAAAAAAGAGGGAAGACAGGAAGCACAGGCCUGGCACUCAGCAGAUUAGAAAACACAGUAAAGGUCAAGAUCAGGAGAACAAAAUGUGUGAACUGUUGAAGGUAAGAUCCACAACAUGCAGAAGAUUUUGAACUGGGUUGUCCUGGUCUAAACACAGGAGGCCACAUCUGUGAGCCACUUAGGGUACAGUUAGAAAAUUCAAGAUUUAAGAAAAGAUAAAUCAGUGAGUGUUUUAAGUUCUAAAUAAGAACGUUUGAGAGGAAUGGCAUUGAAAGAUAGCUCAUGAAGAUAAGAUCAACACAAUCAAAAAGUUCAUUGUCAUUGCGCCAACUGACAUGCACAGGAGACUCUGAUUCCCUCCUUUUCUUCACCAAUCCAGACAAGUGGGUUAAAAGCCAGAACCCCUCCAUGAGGUUACUUACUGUAAGGCAGGAUUAUUGAUUUAUAAGUCCUUUGGCACUUCUACUUUGAAGUUAGAAAAUUGUACCAUAACUCAAGUUGAAGUUUGAAAUGCAUGAAUCAUCUGAAAAAUGAACAGACAGUAUUGGAACCAUUGAACCUAUUUGAUAAUUUAAGUGCCUAUAACUUUGUACUGUAAAUCUUAUUCAAGAUAACUUUAAAAAGGGAAGUUAUUUAUAUGCUGUGUUUUGUGCUUUAGUAAAGAAAAAACCAAACCACCUAGUCCUAGGUACAUGUGUCCAGUUACAUACAUGCACAAACACACAUGCCAUAGUUGAGAUUUGAAGAAAAAAUGUUAGGAAUAAUAUUAUAAUUGAUUAAAAAUGUUAAAACUUCAGAUUGAUUUAUGCCAAAUGAUUUGUUGUCUUAAAAUAUGUACAUGGAGAUUGUUUUCAUAUACGUUUCAGUUUCCCUUGAAAAUACAACUGAUAGGAAACAAUGUAAUGCAGAACUAAUGUCACUUGUGAAAAAUUACAACCUUCUAAUGUGGGGGUUUUUUGUUUUAAUUCUGUAGUUCACUUAAUGUAAAUGGUCAGGUAAAAGAUUGCAGUAUUUUUAUUUUCUAUUGUGAUGUACAGACUUUAUUUAACAAUUCUACAUAUUUUAUAGAAAAUU
Colius striatus (speckled mousebird) is the source of this 4165-nucleotide messenger RNA. RefSeq names its product bone morphogenetic protein receptor type 1A (gene BMPR1A). The transcript has 13 exons. Gene Ontology annotation, molecular function: ATP binding; SMAD binding; transforming growth factor beta receptor activity, type I. Lineage: Eukaryota; Metazoa; Chordata; Aves; Coliiformes; Coliidae. Gene Ontology annotation, biological process: protein phosphorylation; BMP signaling pathway; dorsal/ventral pattern formation. The record is from RefSeq and is a predicted model, not a curated record. The coding region runs from base 409 to 2010 and encodes 533 amino acids. Gene Ontology annotation, cellular component: signaling receptor complex; plasma membrane.